Carica papaya (papaya) is the source of this 945-nucleotide messenger RNA. RefSeq names its product deoxypodophyllotoxin synthase-like. Lineage: Eukaryota; Viridiplantae; Streptophyta; Magnoliopsida; Brassicales; Caricaceae. The record is from RefSeq and is a predicted model, not a curated record.
AUGGGUUCGGAAGGUGAGGCUAACAUUCCUGUAAUUGAUUUCUCGACUGAAAAGCUUAAGGCAGGUACAAGUUCAUGGGUGGCAGCUCGUGAUUCAGUGCGUAGGGCACUAGAAGAACAAGGUUGGUUCAUAGCUGAGUACGACCAAAUUUCUUUAGACUUUCACAAUUCUAUCUUCAGCGUGACUGAGGAGGCGCUUGACCUUCCCCAUGAGACUAAAAUGAAAAACUUUAACCCUAAACCUUCUUUUGGUUACAUGUCUAAAAUAUCAAAUAUUCCUUUACAUGAAAGCUUGGGCAUUGACGAUGCCACUGUUCUUGAAGCAUGCCAAAACUUCACAAAGCUCAUGUGGCCACAAGGCAAUGAUCGCUUUUGUGAAUGUGCUCAUUUGUAUGCACAAUUGGUGGCGAAACUUGAGCAAAUAGUGAUGAGAAUGGUUUUUGAAAGCUACGGGAUAGAAAAGCAUUACGAGUCCCACGUAGAGUCUUCCACUUAUCUCCUAAAACUAGUCAAAUAUAUGAGACCCACAAAAGAAGAAGACAAGGUUGACUUUGUGUCCCACUCAGACAAGACCUUUUUAACUAUACUUCAUCAGAAUCAUGUUAAAGGUUUAGAGUUAAGAACAAAAGACGGAAGCUGGAUUUUUUUUGAGCCCUCACCUUCUUCUUUUGUGGUUAUGGCGGGUGAUGCUUGCAUGGCGUGGAGUAACGAAAGGAUUAAACCUGGUUACCACCGGAUUCUCGUAGAGAAUGAAAACGAAAUAAGAUAUUCAUUGGCAUUUUUUUCAUUUCAAAAAGACUUAAUAAAAGUGCCAGAAGAACUUGUAGAUGAAGAACAUCCUUUACAAUACAAGCCAUUUGAUCAAAUUAGCUUUAUUCGUUUCUAUGUGAAAAGUGGUGGUAAAAAAUGCAAGUACAACGUCCUCAAAGCUUAUUGUGGUACUUGA